CCGAAAAGUCAGAUCUAAUCAUGUAUAUCUCAUAUUUAACUGUGUCCGGAUUCUCGUUCUUUCUUUGUUUUGAUUAUAUGCUUGUAGAUGGGUUUAAAAUUCAUGAACAUGGAACACAUGAAGAUCGAAGCUUGGAAAGCUUUAUAAAUUGUUUAAAUGGUUGUCAAUUAAACAACCAGGAUUCAAGCUCGUUGUUCCAUAGAGUGAGACGAUCGGGCAAGUCAUUGGAACUAGUUCCCGCGGGAAUAGAAACUGAUAGUUUAGUCUCGGAAAAAAAACGCAAGGAGACGGGAAGCAAAAUUAACAAUGAGGAAAACAUUGAGGUCACAAAUAAACCAAAUCAUAAAACAACCUUAUCUGAUAUUUUACGUUCACGAUCUGGUACCACACAUUAUAUGUCUGUAACUGAAGGGUCGGAUUCCAGUCUAGAAAGUUCAGACCAAAGUUCACAAGAGUUAAAUGAUGAUGAAGAUGUUGUUGGCCAUGAAGACAUCAGUUCCAGUUGGAACUGUCAUCAUUUAUGUUUGCGUAAUUCAAAUAUUUUUGGUUAAACACAUCAAUGGAAGUUUGAUUUAUGAACAUAGACAAAAAGUGAUCUGACGUAUUAUGUUUCUUCUGUGUAUGAACUGACGAUUUAUGUUUCUACAGUGUGUAUACUAAUGAUUUAUGUUUUUUCUGUGUAUAUACUGACGAUUGUGUUUCUUCUGUGUACAUGUUGCUUCUGU
Molecule: messenger RNA, 725 nt
Organism: Mytilus californianus (California mussel)
Lineage: Eukaryota; Metazoa; Mollusca; Bivalvia; Mytilida; Mytilidae
Exons: 4
Coding region: 21-551 (176 amino acids)
Source: RefSeq, a predicted model, not a curated record